Messenger RNA from Malaya genurostris, 642 nucleotides. RefSeq names its product UPF0235 protein C15orf40 homolog. Gene Ontology annotation, cellular component: cytoplasm. Lineage: Eukaryota; Metazoa; Arthropoda; Insecta; Diptera; Culicidae. Bases 103 to 543 code for a protein of 146 amino acids. The transcript is spliced from 2 exons. The record is from RefSeq and is a predicted model, not a curated record.
AUUACACGUUCAUUAAAAUGAUAUUAUUUUUUAGUAAUGACAUUUUUAAUGACUCGUGUAAGGGCCGCUAAUGUUUCGAAUUAUUUUGGUCGCUUCUAGUGAAUGAAUCGGUUACAUUUUUUCUUUCGAACAAUUAGACUCAUGUCAAGUAAAUCUAAAACCCCAAAGGCAUCUAAAAAGGGUGCUGUGAAAGGCUCCACAAUACCCGGUCCAUUACCGGCAUUGGUACAAGGACCAGUAUAUAUUGAGUCGAAGUCCGGAAAUGUGUUGAUUAAGAUUUUAGCUAAACCAGGAUCCAAAACCAAUGGAAUUACUGAUAUUGGAGAGGAGGAGAUUGGCAUACAGAUAGCUGCACCACCCAUCGAUGGAGAAGCCAACACCGAACUAGUAAAAUAUUUGGCUAAGCUGUUAGAGCUACGCAAAAGUGAUGUAAGCUUGGAUAAGGGUUCAAAAUCUCGCCAGAAAACUAUCGUCCUCGAAAAAGGCUGUCGGACUCCGGAUCAGGUUUUGGACAUUUUUCGAAGAGAAGUCAAUAACUCAUGAGAGUAAUUUUUGGUAGGUUCAUUACUACUGCAAGUUUCUCUUUUUGUGUGUAUUUGUGUAUAUUUAUCUUUUUUACCGAAUAAAACUAUAGUAAAACAA